Panicum virgatum (switchgrass) is the source of this 673-nucleotide messenger RNA. RefSeq names its product photosystem I reaction center subunit psaK, chloroplastic-like. The record is from RefSeq and is a predicted model, not a curated record. The transcript has 2 exons. Gene Ontology annotation, cellular component: photosystem I; membrane. NCBI's taxonomy places the organism in Eukaryota, Viridiplantae, Streptophyta, Magnoliopsida, Poales, Poaceae. Gene Ontology annotation, biological process: photosynthesis. The coding region runs from base 116 to 517 and encodes 133 amino acids.
CAAGCUGCCCCUGUGGCUCUCAUCUCCCAUCACCCGUGUCCAAGCUUUAAGACACGCCACUCCUGAAGUACCGCACGUUCAGUUCAGGCAACAGAGCAGCAGCACAGGCGUCGCCAUGGCCUCCCAGCUCUCCGCCGCCGCUUCCAUGUCCGCCGCCGUGCCGCAGUUCCACGGCCUCCGGGGCCGGUCCGUGGCGGCGCUGCCGCCGGUGAGGGCCGGCAGGAAGCGCGCGCAGGGCAUGCGGUGCGACUACAUCGGCUCGGCCACCAACCAGAUCAUGGUGGUGUCGACGACGCUGAUGCUGGUGGCGGGGCGGUUCGGGCUGGCGCCGUCGGCGAACCGGAAGGCGACAGCGGGGCUGAAGCUCGAGUCCCGCGACUCCGGCCUGCAGACCGGCGACCCCGCCGGGUUCACGCUCGCCGACACGCUGGCCUGCGGCGCCGUCGGCCACAUCAUCGGCGUCGGCAUCGUGCUCGGGCUCAAGAACACCGGCGCGCUCGACCAGAUCAUCGGCUAGGUCCAGUGUCUGCCUUUGCCGCUCUCGGCGCCGGCCCGGUGCCCAUGUAACCUGCGUGUGUACAUCGACUCCGCGCUCAUGCAUCUCGUUCCAAUGGACAUAGCUUGUUUGUUGCUCCUUUGGCCCCAGAGUUAUCAGGUUCACGUUCUUACAUUC